Messenger RNA from Perkinsus marinus ATCC 50983, 1827 nucleotides. RefSeq lists its product as hypothetical. Gene Ontology annotation, biological process: transcription initiation at RNA polymerase II promoter. Lineage: Eukaryota; Perkinsozoa; Perkinsida; Perkinsidae. The record is from RefSeq and is a predicted model, not a curated record. Bases 1 to 1827 code for a protein of 608 amino acids. The transcript is spliced from 19 exons. Gene Ontology annotation, cellular component: transcription factor TFIID complex. Gene Ontology annotation, molecular function: RNA polymerase II general transcription initiation factor activity; protein binding.
AUGGAAGUGUCGGUGUCUGAGUUGAACGGCAAGAGGUGGAUUCCGGUUAAGAAUUAUGAUACUGAUGCAAUUGAUUCUGGUUUACUACAAGUGCCGAGACGUAGUUACGUCGUAUUGGACGAAACCCGUUUGGACAGCGGUCGCGCGAAUGUGGCGAAUUUGAGGGCCUUGCAGUCGUUGGUUCGCGAUCAGAAGGUUUGUGUGCAAUUCGGCCCGACACAGAUCGAGUUGCCGAUAGAGACUAACGUGUUGACAUUAUCUGUGUCGCGAUCGGUGGCAGAAAUCGUUUGGUUGUUCGAUAGAGGAACUAGGGAGGCGACUGAAGCCGCUCGAAGCCUCGCGGAAGGCCUCGUCGGUACCGUUGAUAGCACACUACGCAAUGAAGCUGUUGAGCUUGGACGAGUUGGAAGUAUAGCAGAUAUCAAGGACCAUAUCGGGGAUGGCAAAUUGUGGCAUCGAUUUUAUGAGGACCCGGCGUAUAAAUGCCCGGUUCGAGCCUCGCAGAGAGCAUUUGAUUUGUUCCAAGCCUUCGUGGCGUCAUCAAGUCAAAUAUCAUCAACCACACAGAUUGGAUUUCCGGCGCGAGUGAAACUAAUCGAUGCGACCGGGAUGAUUCCGCACAGUCUUGCAAGUUCGCCGAAUUCUGUGGAACAGGCGGAGAUGUUCGCGUGGCAAAAUGAAAUGACAAAGUCUGACGCGGAGUUGGCGUAUCAAAUAUUGAGAUGUUCAUCUCUUCCGUUGCUGUCGGACACUCUUCCCCACAGAGUUGCGACCAGCGCUAAGUUCGCGGCAUUGAAGCAAACUAGAGUUCCGGUCAGCGAUAGGAAGCCUCCUCAGGUCUGCACGUUAUCUGUCUCUACUUCGUCCACUUCCCCUUCCCUAUCUACUGGUAUCACCGCGAUGACAUGUUCAAGUGAUGCCAGUGUUAUCGGCGCGGCAUGCGAGGCGGGGAAUAAAGUGCUCCUGUGGAAUUUGGAUGCUAAAUCUGAUCUACCUUCUGCACCGGGUGAGCCUCCUACAUCGGAAGUCGCGGCACACACGCUGGUAUCGCAGGAUCUACGUUUCGUUUCGAGUGUUUAUAAACAUCUAUACUACGACAAUUCCGAUCCGGCCUCCCUAGAUGGGCAUACCAGCAAGAUAAGUGUUCCUGUCGGCGGCGGUGUUAGCGCGAUCGAUUUGGCCCCGGACUGUCCCUUGUUGGCAGUCGGCACGCGAAAGGGUCAGCUUUCCCUAUGGAGUAUCGAGAAGCUGUGUAAAAUAGUUGCCUACAGCGGUUACGGUUCGACAAACCCUUUGUGGGCAUUGAAGUGGAGUCCCCUAUCAUACUAUAUGUGUACGACGGCACCAUCGGCUAACUUGUCGGGAGUGGACUGUCGUUUAUGGCGAACAGAUGUACCUGUUUGCCUUAGAGUCUUGGUAGAGGAUACGCAUGGCAAGAGGCUCUCUUGUGGAUUCAACCAAAUGUGUUGGCAUCCAAGUGGACAGAUGGUGGCAGUCGCGCAAGGCGAAGUCAUACAGCUAUGGGAUGUUGCCACUCCGAGAUGUGCUCGUAAGCUCUUCCUACCCCCUGGUGCGGGCCUAGUGCUGUCCAUGGAGUUCUCACAUGGUGGAGAGCAGUUAGCUGCAGGAACUUCGGCAGGACGCCUGCUAUGUUGGGAUCUACGGAAGACCGGGCAGCGACUUUGCAACCAUCCGACUGGAUCGCCAGUGACGUGUUUGACUUGGUCUUGGCCGGUCGCUGGGAUGUCGCAUGGUCUCGACGGUAUGCCGGUACCGCCUCAGUACGGCUAUGAACAACUCGUUUCAGCCGAUGACACCGGGAAGUGA